This is a messenger RNA of Bactrocera neohumeralis, 6444 nucleotides long. RefSeq lists its product as uncharacterized. Bases 2866 to 4266 code for a protein of 466 amino acids. The transcript has 8 exons. Gene Ontology annotation, biological process: synapse organization. The record is from RefSeq and is a predicted model, not a curated record. Lineage: Eukaryota; Metazoa; Arthropoda; Insecta; Diptera; Tephritidae. Gene Ontology annotation, cellular component: neuron projection membrane.
GUCGUCGACGGCAAUGCUUCGCACGCGUAUCCACUAUGCGCCGUUCAGUUACUGUUCGACCGUACGCGUGACGGGUGUGUUUGAGCGCAUCGAACGGCGAGUAAAACAGUGAAACGGCAGCGCAGCGCACAGCCAAACAGCAAAUACGGUGUUGUGUGAAGUGUGUGGCAAGGCUUGGCAUUAGCUGCUGAUUAACAUAAUUGAGACCAGCUGCUGGACGGCUGUUGGCUUUUGAUGAAAUAAAACGCAAAAGUAAAAAAAAAUGUUUUAUUUGCGAAAAAAUUGCAUGUUAAAUUCAAAAUAGUGAAUAAAAAUGAAAUAUCUGAUAUUUUAUUAAAAAUUUGUUGCAGUGUCGCUUGCGUGUGUCUAACAGUCGGCGAAAUCAACACACACCAGUUAAACAGUAAAAGUAACGGAUAGUGUGUUUACAUAAGGCCCCCAAAGGAUUAUUUAAAAUUAGCGUUCAAUUUAUAAUCUUUUUAAUACCAUUUGUGGAAAAAAAGAAAUAUACUUCAAAAUAAAGAAUUAAAUGAAGAAAAAUAAAAAAUUAAAUAAAGAAAUGUAAAAAUAACACCCUGUACGUAGCGGCGACGCCACACACAAGCAUAAAUAAGCAGCUGACAUGGUGAAAUCUACAGCUUCCUGCGGAAGUUAUUACGUUUGCGAAUGAGCUGCUGAAUGCGCAAGCGCAAUAUCACAAAAAAACUGUGAAUGAUUUAUUUCAAAACAUUUGAAGCCACUGAAUAAAUUAAGCACAUAAGUAACGGUGGAUUCCCAAGCGUAGUAGCAAAUAAUUGACAAAUUGCAGCAAAAAACAAAUCAGCAAAUGGAAAAAUUUUGUGCAAAUUGCAAAACUGUGUCAACUGCGCCAUAAAGUAUGCAACGAGCAAACUAAAAUCAGCACAAAUACACACACACACACACAUACGCGUGAAGAGAUAAAUGCAAACAGUUGACGAGAAUCCCCAAAGGUCAGAUAGAGUGAAAUUGCGCGCGAAAAAUUCGACUGAUUAUCAGCGAUGCAAAUGCAAGCGGCAACACACAGUUGCUGGUAUUUGUGCGGGUGGGAGUAAAUUGAAACUGCGAAAAAGUUAGUGGAAAUUAGAAGAAUGGAAAAAACAUAAAAGUUGAAAAUAAUAAAAAAUUGCAAAAAAUAAGAAAAAAAAAAUAAAAAUAAUUCAACAAGAAAGCAAAAAACUAAAAUUUUAAUGAUAAAAAGAUAUUAAAAAAAAAUAAAAAUAUCGUACUUUGAACCAAAAUUUUUUUUUAAAUAAAAAAAAAACUAAAAUAAAAACUAAAAACAAAUUAAAACAACAAUCAGAAUUAAAACAACAAAAAAUUCAUAACAAAAAUCAAAUACCGGAACAGAAUAAGUAAUCGAGCUGCAUGUUUCAGCCAAAACUAAAAUAUUUUUUCUCGCCCCUCAAUCGCAAGCUAAACGCCAAAACGUGCAGCAAGUGAAGUGAAAGCCCAAAGUGCGCGACAAUUCGGAAUAAAACGCUUGCAAAUUAUGCACAAUUGCUCGGGAAUUCAAAUAACGGGCAACCGCACAAAAAAACUGAAAAAUUUGCCGAUUAUAAAAACAAUAAAAAACAGCAAAAAAACAAAAAAUCUAGUUCAGUGAGUUGUGAAAAUGCUUUGGCAAGCGAAAACUAGUGAAAUUGUGCUGACUGCGCUAACUACGCGCUGCUGCAAUAGCACAAACAACAACAUUGUCGGGCUGCCAUAGACAUUGCGAAUUGUCGCCGCCGCGAAAACAAAACUACGCACGCGUGCGUUUGUCGGUUGCAUACACAAGUGACUGCGACAGCAUAACGGGAACGUGAACGAGAACGCGCUUAGCAUAAAUAAAAUAUUCUCGAUAAUUUCGAUGCAUGAAAUUUGAAUGAGGCAAGCGUACAAACAAAAAAUACUAACACAUACAUACAUACAUACAAACUAACAGAAAUAUUUUUGUGCUAGCGUAUGUGCGUGUUUGUGCCACUGAUAUGACUGAUAUGUUGUUGUAAAGUAGUUGUUGUAUGCAACAUUUCAACAUUUCCCAAAACUGAAACUGACAGUAGCGACAACAUUUCGAACAAGUGAUAACGGAAAAAUUACAACAACAAAAACUCAUUUGCAAACAGCUAACACAUGCACUAAAUGCGCUUGUGUAUGCGUAUGUGUGUAUAGUAAACGAAAGCAGCUGCCAGCGCCGCACGAGUGACUCACCGCUUGCCAAGCAGCGCACAAGUUACCGUUAGAGCAUAUUAAUAAUGCGCAUGUUUGCAUAUAUUUGCAGAAAAAUGAAUAGAGCGUUGAAAUGUAGCAGCUGCUGCUGAAAUAUGGCCAGCUGUAAACGUGUGUGAGCGACCCGACACAGUCGUUGUCAUAAAAGCGACAUUUGAAAUACAAAAAAAAAAAAUCUAAAAAUAAACGCAAAAAUUAUUGACAUUAAAAUUUCAUAGCGCACAUGCAAAAUGCUAAAAAUUUCAAAUCGUUGCAACAGUGUCAAUGCCGUGCAAAAUGUAAACAAGCAAAUCGCUUUUCCCUCGCCUAACAACAGUGAAGCGUUACGCUUGACCUCUCCGCUGACCAUGUCAACAAGCAACUACGUAGUGUAAACCAAAAAGUUGCAAGUGAGCUAGACAAACAAAACGGUAAAUAAAAAAGCUGAAAAAGUUUUGCGCUGAGCCACGAGUGAAAGUGAAAGUCGAAGUGCAAGUUCAACAGAAGCUGCAAAUAAUUGAAAACCUUGAAAAUAAAUUAAUUGAAAUAAGCUGUGAGUGCCGCUAACGCCCAGUUUGUUGAAGCGAAUUGUGUUUGAGGAAGUAGCAGGGAAAACAUAUUUGAGAUAAUCAAAAAAGUUAAACAUCAGCAGUCAACAUGCUGCCGCAGCGUUGCCUCUGUGGCAACAACUUGCUGCGCAUCACCAUGAUGGUAGUGUUCGGCUUGGCAAAUCUAAAUAAUGGUCUUACAUCGUACGUUACGCAGGACAACAUUAAUAAUGAACUACACCGAAAUAUAAAUCAAAAUUUAAUUAUGUCGCCCGCGUCGGCCGGCAUUUCCGGUCCCAUUGUGACGAGCAAUUAUAACGGGCCUGCGCCGCAGCCGCCCGCCCAGCCAGCCCCCGGCCACGGCAGUUUUCAUGGCAGCUACAGCGCCGCCUUCACAGCUUCAUCAGAUAUGCCUUAUCCGCCUUCUUCUAUUUCGGCGUCCUCAUCGUAUCACCAACACCAACACCAGCAGCAGCAGCAACAGCAGCUGAAUCUACAACAACCAUACCAUCAAACAAGUGGGAGUAGCAUAACAAGUUUUGAUUCGGCAAAUGUAAUUGAUGAGCGACACCAACAGCGGCACACCCAUCAACAUCAGCAGCAACAACAACAGCUACAGCACUUGGCGCGCCCACUGCACAAAGUGAUUGGCGUGGGGCUCGGCGGUGGUGCUGGUGUUGGUGGGUUAGAGCACAACAGCCUUGGCGAGGCGACGCUGGACGGCUCAGCCGAGAGCGCCAACGCCGGCUUGGAGGAGAUCUACGCCGCGCCCAUGUACUUCGGCACGGAGAACUCCACAAUUGUGACGACGCAAAUUGGCGCGUCCGCACAUAUACCCUGCACCGUGCAUCACAUUGGCGAUGGUGUGGUAUCUUGGAUACGCAAAAAAGACUAUCAUCUACUGACAGUGGGACUGACUACCUACAGCAGUGAUGAGCGAUUCAGCGCCACGCAUUUGAAGCAUUCCGAGGAUUGGACGCUGCAAAUAAAAUUUGUGCAACUACGUGAUGCGGGCGUCUAUGAAUGUCAAGUGUCAACCCAUCCGCCCACAUCAAUAUUUCUGCAUUUGAAUGUUGUCGAAGCGCGUGCUGAAAUCUCUGGACCGCCAAUACGCUAUCUGACACCGGGCUCUACGCUGCGCCUGCAAUGUCGCGUCGUGCAGAAUACGGAGGCGUCCGAGUUCAUAUUCUGGUAUCAUGACAACCGCAUGAUCAACUAUGACAGUGAUCGGGGCAUCAAUGUUUCGACGGAGCCAGAUUUCCAAUCAUCGGAGUUAACAAUACAACGCACACGCCGUGAGCAUUCCGGAAAUUUUACCUGCGUAGCCAGUAAUACACAACCUGCAAGUGUGUUGGUGCAUAUUUUCAAAGGUGAUAAUCCAGCAGCGAUGUAUCACGGUCAUGUGGGCGGAUCGACUAAAUCAUAUCAGACGCAUUUGCAUGGCAUUACGGCCAUAAUAGCCAUGGCUUACCGAAUAAUACAAACAUAUGUGCAUGUUAACCUGGCAUAAUUACGCUGACGAGCAGCAACAACAAAAAGCGCCACAAAAACGACAACAGCGAGGAACACACAGCAGUUAAGGAGCGAAGCGGUAUUUUGGUGCACGAAAACCUUUUGACGCUGCUGCACAUAAAUAACACGUGUUUACUAACAAAAACACACAUGAGUAUAUACGAGUACACACAUACAUACAUACUGUAGGUAUUUAUAUGGCUAGGCAUUUAAGUUGAAUAAAACAUCUAAUAAGGCAUAAUGUAAGCGGGCAUAAUGUUAGUUGGUCAUGGGUUCACGGGUGCUUGGGCGUUUAUGAGUGUGAAUGUGGGGCAAUUGUGUGGUGUGGUGGUGUGGGUGUGCGCGGUAAAUGUAAGCAUAGAAAGUCGUGUAGUAAAAAAGAAAUGAUAUGAAGUAGACGAUUUAGCGAUGAGAUCUGAAUAUACUUAAAAGCGAAGUUAGUUAUAUGAACAUAUAUGCCGAGUGUCGGUAUAAAAAUUGAGGGUGUGAAAUUGUAGCAAAUUAAUUAAACGAAAAUGGUAAAAAAUUAAAAUUAUUGCAAGUUUAUGUGUGUGUUAAGUCUGUGCUUUUCUAAAGAUCAUGGUUAUAGAAAAUUUGAAAAGUAAAUUUAGCAGAAAUAUAGUAAUUUUUUAAUACUUUUUUUUGAAAAAUUUCGAAAUAUUUUAGAUUAAGAUUUUUUAAUAAAAAAAAAUUUAUUUUUAUUUCCUUUUGUAUACGAUUCACACAACAAUAACAAUUUUGGAAAAUCUUGGAUUUUGUAAAUGUUUAUUGUAUAUAUUUAUGAAGUAAGAAAUACAAAAAAGAAAUAAUAAUUAAAAAUAAUUUGAUUUAAAACUUGCAAAAAUCCUUAGCUAAUCAUGUCCUUAAAAUCUAUAUAUGUAAAUAUAAAAUCAAUAAUCAAAAUAUAAAAUAUUAAAAAAAAUCAAAAUAAAAAGCAAAAAUUCAAAACUUUUUAAUAUCGAGUUAAGCUCUUUAGAUAAUAAAUAUUUAUAUAAUUUAGUAAUAUAAUGUGCAGUGUAGAGUUUAAAAAAAAGCUAAAUACGCAAACAAAUUAAAAGGAAAAUGUAUGAAAUAUUUGAUGAAAAAUUAAAAAAUUUGUAGGCAAAAAAAGAGGAUAAAGAUAACUAAAUGCAUAUAAAUAAAUUAAUUAAACUAAAAUAAUAUAAAGUAAAAUAAAAUUAAAUGAAAUAAAAUGGAAUAAAAUAAAAUAAAAUGAAAUAAAUUAAAAUAAAGUAAAGUAAAACAAAAUAAAAUAAAUUAAAAUAAAACAAAAUAAAAAACCAAAAUACAAUAAUAAAAAAAUAAAAUUAAAUUAAAUUAAAAAUAAAAAAAAAUUUAAAUAAAGUAAAAUAAUAAAAUAAAAUAAAAUAAAUAAAGAAAUAAGAUAAAAAAAUAAAAUUAAAUUAUAUUAUAAUUAUCAUAAAUAAUACGAAAUAAAAAAAUAUUAAUUAUAUUGUAAUUUAUGAUAUUAUGGCAAAAUUUUUUUAAUUGAAACUGUAAAUAUUACACUAUUAAUUAUGGUACUCAAUACUUCAAAAUAUUUUUAAAAUAAUUUUAUAAAUAAUUAUAAAUUUUUUUAUAGCUAAUAAUUAUUUUUUACCAAAAAACAGGCUCUUGUUUUCAAAUAGCUUUUUCUUCACGUACGAGUUCACUAAAUUUGCAUCGAAUUGCAACUACACUUUUUAAAUGAUUUUAGAAUUAAUUUUAUACAUAACUACAAAUAAAUGUUCUUCUACAAAUAUAUAUAAUUUAAAGGUUAUAGUUAUUUUUUGAUUUUCUCGCUUCCAAGUUUUAUUAAUUUUGUCCAAAUCGCGAUAAAAUAUUUUAUGAAUAAAUAUUAACAAUUUGAUCUUCCAACAUAUAUAAUUUAAUAACACAAAAGUUAGCUAAAUAAACUAAAAGAAAUUUUUUAUCUGUUUUUCUUCAAAAAAAAUUUUUUUUCGCUUCCGACUAUCCCCGAAAAUUUUAUAUAUAAUUUUAUAGACAAUUAAAAAUUAUUUUUUAAUCGCAAAUUAUAUAUAAUUCAAUAACAUAAAGGUUUAGUUAAAUUAAAACAAAUUAUUGGUAUAUUUUCAUGAAAAUAUUUUCACUUCUGUUUUCAUAAAAUUCGCUUUAAAAAAAUUAUUUAAAUUAUAAAACUCAUGCUUGAUGACUUUCAACGAAAACUGUUUAUGAU